Molecule: messenger RNA, 9876 nt
Organism: Iphiclides podalirius (scarce swallowtail)
Lineage: Eukaryota; Metazoa; Arthropoda; Insecta; Lepidoptera; Papilionidae
Source: the annotation of a GenBank genome assembly
AUGGUAUUUGAAUCGAUAGUUGUUGAUGUUCUAAAUAGAUUUUUAGGUGAUUACGUUGAGAAUUUGAACAGAUCCCAGUUAAAGUUAGGUAUAUGGGGCGGAGAUGUAGUGCUAGAAAAUUUAAUAUUAAAGCAAAAUGCGCUGGAAGAACUCAACAUCCCAGUCCAAACAGUUUAUGGACAUUUGGGGAAACUCGUGCUUAAAAUACCAUGGAAGAACCUAUACGGCGCGUCCGUGGAGGCGACAAUAGAACGCCUCUUCCUGAUCGUGAACCCCACCGCCGAGGUCAAGUAUGAUCCGGAGAAGGAGGAGAAGAUGGCGUUGGCGGCCAAGCAGGCCGAACUGGCGAGAGUUGAAGAAGCGAAGAAGAAAGAAGCUUUGAAAGACGAGAACAAACUCGACGAGACGUUCGUCGAGAAACUGGUGACGCAGAUAAUAAAGAACGUUCAGCUGAAGAUAAGCGACAUCCACAUAAGAUACGAGGACAGCAUAACCAACCCGAAGACGCCCUUCUCGUUCGGCAUCACCCUGCACAACCUCUCCGUCCACACCACAGACGAGAACUGGAAGCAGACCGUCAUCCAGGAGGCCGUCACGAAGAUAUUCAAGAUAUUGAAUUUGGAAGGCCUAGCGAUCUAUUGGAACCCGGCCACCGAACUCUAUUCGAAGUCCGAACCGCAAGAAAUCAAGACCAGAUUGCACAAUGAAAUUGCUACGAAGUCAUCCCAGCCGUUAUCGUAUAAAUAUGCAUUGGGGCCAAUAAACGCCACCGCCAAGCUGCAACUAAACCCGAAGCCGGAGGGCGAUACGCCAAAGUUCAGCAUACCCAAAGUGGUACUAGACCUGGAUAUGGAGCAGCUCUCCGUCAAUCUGACUAAAGCGCAGUACCAAGACAUGAUGCUGUUGGCCGAUUCUAUGGACAGAAUGAAUAAAGGAGCACCCUAUAGGAAAUAUCGUCCGGACCUUAAGAAGUAUAAAGGCCACUAUAAGGAGUGGUGGCGCUUCGCAUACACCUGCGUACUGGAGGAGGAGGUGAGGAGGCGGCGCAGGAACUGGGACUGGACUCACAUGCUGGGCCACCGGCAGCUCUGCAAGGACUACGCCAACGCGUAUCAGUGCAAGCUUAGCAACAAGGGAAAAGUGAGCGCCGACCAGCAGAACUUGAUCUGCCGCGCAGAGAAGACGCUGGACCUGCUCAACUUGGUCGUCAUCAGGCAAAGGAUAGAGAUGGAGGUGGAGAGGCUUGGCAAGAUGGAGGAAGAAGCGCGGAAGUCUCGCGGUUGGUUCGGCGGCUGGUGGUCAAGAGGCACCUCUAAGGAUGAAGAACUCACAGAGGGAACUGCUAUAAUGAAGCAGUUCGAGAAGGCGAUGACGGCGGAGGAGAAGGAGAAGCUGUUCCGCGCGAUCGACUACCAGGAGAACACGGCGCCGCUGCACCUGCCCGCCGCGUACGUGGCCCUCGAGGCGCACUUCCGCCUGCAGCGGCUGCGGCUCGCCGUCGCCGACAGGGCGGACGUGCUGCAGGCCAGCCUCGACCGCGUGCGCCUCGACGCCGCACAGCGCCCGGGCGCCAACGCGCUCAGGGUCGACAUACAAAUGCAGUCCUUCACGGUUGCGGGCGUGAAACAGGGCGAGUUCGAGCCCCAAUUGGUGACGUCGCAAGAAGUCAACGAGAACGUAAACCUCUUAAAUGUUGUGUUCGAGACAAAUCCCUUGGAUGGUAAAUGUGACCAGCGCGUGAAAGUGUUGGCUCAGCCGCUUCAAAUUGUUUAUGAUGCACAAACUGUUAUUGAAAUCGUAAAUGUCUUCAAACCACCCACGGAAUCCACUGCCUUGACCACUUUGCAAGCCGCAGCAGAAAACAAACUAUCAGACCUUAAAGAAAAAUCUGCCCUGGGUAUGCAAUAUGCAGUGCACAAUCACACGUUCAUAGAUUUGGAUAUAGACAUUGCAGCUUCAUACAUUAUUGUACCACAAACCGGAGUAUACACAGGCAAUGAAGCAUGCGUGGUGGUGAAACUGGGUGCUAUAAGUGUGAAGUCGGAACCUCGCUCCGAGGCUUUGGACGUCCACAAACUGCAUAAAGAGGGGCUCGCAGACGAAGACAUAUUGCGAGAGAUAGCCAACCACAGCUACGAUAAGAUGGCGCUCAAGUUAACUGAAAUGCAGAUCGUGGUUGCCACGCCGAGCGAAGGGUGGCACUCCGCCAUCGCGUCCGACGUGGGCACGCCGCUGCAUUUGUUGCAGCCCACCAAUCUGGUGAUACAAAUCCACAAGUGCCUCAUCACAGACGACCCGCGAAUGCCCAAAGUGAAGGUGCGCGGGGAGCUGGAGAAGAUCGCCAUUAGCGUUUCCGAGGAUAGAUUGCUUACGUUGUGCGAAAUAUUAGUAAGCAUGCCUUUACCGCAAUCCGAAGAAGCGACGCAAUUAAAGGCAAGUGAUUCUAAGGCGUCAAGCUUAUCGCUUCUAAAGUAUUUGGAUCCAGCGGAAAAACAAAGGAGGGAUAUUGCACGCUCUAAACAAAGAAAAGAUGACGAGCAAAUUGUACAACUCACCGAAGUGGAAGCUUUCUUUAUAAUGAAAGAGCUGGUGCUCAGCGUGAACCGCAAGCCCUCGGGCCCCGGCGGCGGCUACGACCGGUUCCUCGUGUUCUCGCUGCGCCAGCUCGAGCUGCGCGCCACCCAGAAGACGUUCACGCUCGAGGCGGGCGUCAGGCUCGGCGGCGUCAGCAUGCGCCACCACCGCGCCGGCUUCCGCGCCAUCGCGAUGCUCGACACGCUCGACGUGACCGACGUCGCCGACGUGACAGACUCGCCCGUCACGCCCGUCACGUCCGUCACGCCGGUCACGCCCGCCGCGCCGGACCAGUCGGACGUCGCGUUCGACAUGCCCUCCGGCGCCAACGCCCGCUACCUGUUCGCUGUCACAUAUCGCAAUGUCGACAAGAAAUGCCCAGAAUUCAGAAGUCACUAUGGUUCCAUCGAGCAAUUGAUUGAGCUCGAUUUCACAACCCUUAGAGUUUUGCUACAUCUUCAAGGUUUGCAGGAAAUACUCGUAGUUGUCAACGAGUAUCAGACACGUUUGCAAGCUAUCCAAAGCAAAGUUGACAGAUACGCGAAUGCUGGUCCUUUGCAAACUAUUAUGGAGGAUGAGGAGUUCUCCGUUGCUAAAUCAAAAGCCAGCGUCACAAAAACGGCGCGCCGUAAGCAAGUGGAGAGCAUACAAUUGAAAAUCAACGUUAAGAUCGGCGCCGUAGAGAUCGGAUUCGAAACUGACAAGCGUCCGCUGUCCAACGUCAAGCUGCAGGGCGCCGCCGCUGGUUUGGUGCUGAAGAGCUCCUAUACUCAAGUAGACUGCACGAUUGCCACCAUCAAAGUGGAGGAUUUGAACCCGGAGACGGUUCAUAAAGAGAUUUUGAAAGUUCUCGGCGGGGAUGUCAUCAACGUACAAAUAGUGAUGUACAAUCUGGACCAGUAUCCGACCGUGAGCGAUGUCAACAUGUCGAUAGACGCACAAAUUAACUGUUUGCGUAUCGUCUUCCUCAACUGGUUCGUCACGUCCAUGUUGGAGUUCCUGAACAACUUCCAGAGCGCGCAGCAGGCGAUCAUCGAGGCGUCGUCGGUGGCGGCGGACGCGGCGCGCGCCAACGUGCAGACCGCCUACCAGAGCCUCACGAAGCUGUCGCUGAAGGUGCGCCUGGCCGCGCCGCUCAUCCUUCUGCCCGAGAACUCGGCCAGCCGCAGCGCGGUGCUCGUCGACCUGGGCCGCAUGACGCUCAACAACAAGUUCGUCGACCUCGCCGUCGCGAAUGACGACAACAAAGUGACAGUGGACGAAUUGAUGCUAGAGCUGGAAGAUAUGAAACUCUCCUGUGUCGAGCUCAAGGAGAACUAUCAGGAUGUAGCACACGAACGCAAACUGUUGCGACCGACCAGCUUCAAGCUGUUUGUCAAACGGAACCUGUCUCAGUGGUACGAAACUCUGCCGGACUUAGACAUAUCCGGAAGGAUGAAGACCAUUGCCAUCACAGUGGGCCACAGCGAUUACAAGAGUAUCAUGAGGAUUCUGAAUCAAAACCUCCAAGAGGGGCAGCGGAAAGCCGAAGAGACGAAGGCCGCACAGAACGUGACCAAAGCCACUUCGAAGGCGGCGGUGAAGAGCCAAGUGAGCAAAGCGCAGGUCAGGGCCGUCUCCACGCCCACCGAGGACAAGAAGCCCAGGACCACCAUCAAAUUCGCCUUCACGAUGGACAGCUUCGUCAUCGACCUGCUGAACAAUGCCCCCUUGGAGAGCGUCACUGGCGAUAGGGACGUGGAGUUGGCGCGCUUCUGCCUCGCACUGCUCUCGGUGAAGGGGCGAAUGUUCUCCGACGGCUCGAUGCACACCUCGCUGCUGCUGGUGGACUGCACCCUGGACGACACCCGCCCCGGCAGAGGCGCCAAGAUCACGCGGUAUCUCGAGCGACGGCGCGAUAAGCAAGACAGUUUUCUCGACGAAACCGAAGAUCUUAGUUCAGUUAUGGAGGCCAACGACAAAAUACGAAGCAUGAUCGAUAUCACCUACACUAUGAAGAAUUCUGAUACAUUCAUUGACAUGCGUAUAUUCAGCUUCAACCUGAUCUUGGCUAUGGACUUCCUGAACAAAAUUGCCGAGUUCAUGACCACCGGACUUGCUGAAGAUGCUCCGGACACAUCCACCAGCGAUCUAAAAGUCAUCAAACCGAGCGUCGACAAAACCGUUGAUAAUAAAAAGAAGGCGUCAACGACACACGCACCACAGAGCACAGAGUCGCCUCAGAACCCUUCUAUGAUGACGGUUAAUAUCAAGAUCGAGCAACCGGACAUUAUCCUAGUGGAAUCGCUCGAACAGAAACAAUGCGACGCUUUGGUGCUCAAUAUGGAGGCGCGCUUCAAGCUGCGGCGCACGGCGGAGCGCAUGGUGGCGGAGGGCGGCGUGUCGGGGCUGCAGCUGGUGCUGCGGCGGCUGGGCGGCGGCGCGGCGCGCACGCUGCUGGCGCCCACGCACGUGUCGCUGGCGCUCUCGCAGCCGCCGGCCAGCGGGCCGCACGUCGACCUCGCCGUCUCGGACGUCAAGCUCACCGUCUCCCCGGACAUAAUAGGACUGUUGAAUCGGGUGCUCGCCACAAUGACAAGCCGCGAAGAAGAUAACGUGGAAGAAGACAACAAGGCCAUCAUCUAUGACAGUUUGUGGGCUAUUCAGCCAUUCCGACCCAACUCAUACUGGUUUUUAAAAACUGAGGAAGCGGAGGAAGCUAUUAAUUUGGAUAGCGAGCAGAGCAACGAAGUAGCGAAGCCGCCGAUGGGCGAGAUAUGCCUGCUGUCCAGCCCCUCCAUUGUGGUGUCCCUCGAAAUGGAUAUCGGCAACGAGACGAUACCUGUACUAGUGAUGCAGGCGUCGCUCACUGCUCAAGUUAAGGAUUGGAGUUCCGAACUGUACAUGGAGUCGACGUGGGCGAUGCAGGUGUCUUACUACAACAUCGGGCGCGCCAUGUGGGAGCCGCUAGUGGAACCAGUCGAGGUGCUCAAGGACUCGCAGUACCGCCACGUGCCGUGGGAGCUCAAAAUGGAGGUUGUUAUGAAACCGCAAGAGAACCACGCCCAAAUCGACACAACAGACGAGGCGGUGAAUUUGCAAGCCGUCGCACAGAGGCAAGCAAACAAGACCAUCACCAUAUCAAGUAGUGAACCACUUGAAAUCACCAUCACCAGCAGUGGCAUGGAGGUGCUGACACAACUUGGCAAUUCAUUUGCCGCUGCGGUCGCUACUGAAAGUGAUAACGCUGUCGUAUCGAAGUCCAAGAUUGACGAUAGCCCCAAAAAGGAGUUCUUGGGCGCCCCGUACGUACUACACAACUGCAUCGGCUUGACGGCUAAGCUGUUGCUGCAAAACAACAAAGAUUUCUCAGUGUUUCUGACUGAAGAAUACAAAUCCAAUGAUUAUAGGGAAGUUGUUUUAGAGCCUGGCGCAUGCGUUCCGCUGCAACUGAAGCAUGGUGGUCUCAACAUGAUGAAACUAAAUGAACCACCACCACCCUUGAAGCUUAAUGUUAAGAUCGUCGAGUUGGACGAGGAGGUGGUGGUGCCGGUGGAGCGCGCGGACAAGCGGUACUUCGCGCUGGGGCGGCGGGAGGGGGCGGGUGGCGCGGGGGGAGCGGAGCGGCACGUGCCGCACGCCGCCGCCGUGGAGCCGCGCGGCCUCAUCUCCGACGUGGUGAUGCAGGACGCCGCGCUGCACAUCUACCUGCGCAGCGUCGUGCAGGUAACUAACACGCUGUCCGUGAACGUGUCGGUGUACUAUAUGACGUUGAGCGGCAACGAAGUUCGUUUACUCGGCGACGUGAAGCCGGCUGGCGUUCUGAGGUUGCCCCUACAAGCAGUGCACACACCCACUGCUGAGCUAUUCUUCUCCGUUGAAGGUUUUACAGUAUCAGUUUCGCCAUUUAUCUGGCGCGAAUUGCAGCAUGAAGUCAGGAUAACGAAGUUGCUGCAAUGUGAUUCCAAAGACAAAGCCAGCGGAGAAAAGUUUUACCUGAAGGCUGUUGGCACGAUGGAGCAAGUUUUCUACGAGAACACCAACCGUCACACCUUCGCAUCGUCCUGCUACGACAUUGUGCUAAAGCCGGCCGUUAAGCUGCAAAACUGCUUGCCAGUCGACAUCAUAGUAUCGCAGUUGGGCCUCAAAAGAACUCAGAUAUUCAAGCCCGGGGAAAUGUUCCACUUGUCUCACCUUUCUCCUAAUAGGGCUUCCAUAGUUGUAAUGAUACAAAGCUAUUUGGACAAAUGUUGGGUGUGCACAAAGAACCUUCCGGACGAGGAGACUGAGCUGUCAGUGUGGUCUUUCGAGUCCCACGACAGCCCCGCCGUCAUGUCAUUGGACCUCGGCAUGCAUAGCAUAGAUAUGGAAGGCACCCAAGUGCUCUCCCUGUACUGUCCCUUCUGGAUGCUGAACAAAACUGGUUUCACUCUGUGCUAUAGGAAAUCAAAGAAACCAGAAAAAGACUCCAGCUCCCCCAACAAGAGCGCCGACGAAACUGGCAACGUGAUCUUCCACCCGAAGGACUACAAGGAGCCGAUCCUGUUCUCGUUCAGGGCGAAGAACUUCUUCGGCAAGAAGAAGGCGGCGAUUAGAGUGGAGUUCGGCGAGUGGUCGGACAAGUUCUCCCUGGACGUUCCGGGGAGCUCGGGCGUCGUCAUCUGCAAGAACGAAGGGAGGACCUAUCAGGUGGCAGUCACGAAUCAGCUGACGUUCAACAGUCUUACGAAAAUGGUGAUAUUCACACCAUUCUUCCUGAUCAUCAACGAGGCACCCUUCGCCAUUCAGUACCAAGAGCUGCACCGCUCUGGCGAUCCGUGGAGAGAGGUGGAACAAAACUCGAGCGCGCCGUUAUGGCCCGUGGUGGAGAAGGAAGACAAACUGCUGCUGCUGCGUGUCGCCGGCUCUGCUGAGCACGCAGCUCCCUUCCUCUUCACCGAGCAGCACACCGUCUGCUUGAAGCUCAACAACGAGUACGGCGGGCUGAACGUGGAGGUGCAGCUGAGCGAGGGCGGCACGUACGUGACGGUGCGCCAGUACCGGGACGGGCACGCGCCCGCCCUGCUGGUCAACUUCUCGCCGCACCCGCUCACCGUCUACGAGAAGGAGAACGUCAACGUCAAAACAAUACCACCAAUGCAUCGAAUGCUGUUCACGUGGGAUAAUCCGGCUGGUCCCCGAAUUCUUAUAUUUGAAGGCCACAAGAAGAAAGAAAUCGAAAACGACCUCAGGAAAGAUGGCAUUGGCGAUUUCAUGAUCAACGAGACGCAGCGCGUGUCGUGGGUGUCGUUCCUGGACGGGCUGCAGCGCGUGCUGCUGUUCACCGAGGACCCGCUGCUGGCCAGCGGCGCGCACACGGUCGGCGAGGCGGAGCUGCUCGACACCGAGCUGGUGCUCGCCAUGCAGGGGCUCGGCCUCUCGCUCGUCGACGACUCGCAGGCGCUCGAGAUCGUCUACGUCAGCAUAUCCAAUUCUGGAAUAAUAUGGGAGCAGUGCAAAAUGGGCGCGCGGCGUUAUAAGAAGAUCGAAGGUCCCAAGCUUAUACAGUUGGAAGAGGCGUACCAGCGUUAUCUCGCCGAAAAGAUGAUCAGCGACGAGCCCGUUUCACCAAAGGUCGCAAUCGAUGAGAAGAUGGAAGUGGACUUCGAGGAGAUGCGGGUGCUGCGGCCGUCGGCGCGGCUGCUGCGGCGCACGCUGGAGCCGGGCCUGUGGGCGAGCUGCGGGCUGACGGCGCACUCGCGGCGCAUCCACGCGCGCCUGUACCGGCUGCAGGUGGACCAGCAGCUGCCGCUGCCCACGUUCCCCGUGCUGCUGGCGCCGGUGCCGCCGCCGAAGUCCGUCGCCAACGACGACCCGAACGGUAUGAAGCCUUUCAUCGAGGUGUCAAUAGUGGAACGUAUAAUGGAGCACAGCAAGGUUCGCCAGUACAAGUACUAUAAGGUGCUCAUCCAGGAGUUCCACGUCAAGGUGGACAUGGGCCUGAUCAAUGCACUCAUGGGCAUGUUCCCACAACGGCUGCUCACGGAACAGGAGGCGCUUGACGCGUUCCAACUGGACAUGGAAAGGGCCGGCCAGCCUCUGGAGGCUCUCGCUGCGUUAGGCGCCGCCUCCGAUCAGAAAAAUUUCUAUGACAAUCUACAUUUAUCGCCACUCAAGGUGCACGUAUCAUUUUCGCUGGGCGGUGCCACACAGCUGCCAACGUUUGUUGGAACUCUACUGCAAAGUAUUGGCGUCACAUUGACCGAUAUGAACGAUGUAGUGUUUAAGUUGUCGUACUACGAGAGGAAUUAUGAGUUCCUGUCACAAAAAGAACUGAUCUCCCAAGUCCAAAGCCAUUACACGGGCCAGGCUUUGAAGCAGCUGUACGUUUUGGUGCUCGGGUUGGACGUAAUUGGUAACCCGUAUGGACUUGUCAUCGGCCUCAAGAAAGGAGUCGAAGAUCUGUUCUACGAGCCCUUCCAAGGCGCCAUCCAAGGGCCGGGCGAGUUCGCGGAGGGGCUGCUGCUGGGCGUGCGCUCGCUCGUCGGCCAUACGGUGGGCGGCGCGGCGGGCGCCGUGUCGCGUAUCACCGGCGCCAUGGGCCACGGCCUGGCCGCGCUCUCGCUCGACAAGGAUUAUCAACGCCGCCGAAGGGAUAACAUCAACAAGCCACCAGCAAACCUGCAGGAAGGUCUGGCAAGAAGCGGGAAAGGUCUCGUCAUGGGCGUGGUGGACGGCGUGACGGGCGUGUUCACGAAGCCGUUCGAGGGCGCGCGCGACCGGGGCGUGGAGGGGUUCUUCCGGGGCCUGGGCAUGGGCGCCGUGGGGCUGGUGGCCAGGCCCACCGCUGGGGUCGUGGACUUCGCCUCCGGCUCGCUGGACGCCGUCAAGAGGGCUGCUGACCUGUCUGAGGAGGUGACGAAGCGUCGCGCCGCCCGCUACCUGCCCGCGGACGCGGGCGUGAGGCCCUACUCGCGCCUACAGGCCGAGGGCUACAGGCUGCUCUCCGAACUCGAGAAGGGUAAGUUCGUGAGCACCGACACGUACGAGGCGCACGUGUGGGUGAUCGCUGGUAAGGAGGUGGUGAUGUGCACCGACAAGCGGAUGCUCUACCUCGAGAGGAACAACGUCUUCGGCGGCUGGCAGAUCGUUUGGACGUACCUCUGGACGGACAUUCCGGAGAUCCCCACGCCCGUCAACAAGGGCGUCUACAUACCGACCGCCAAGAAGAAAGUGCUCGGAAUGUUCCCCAGCUCCGGUUCGGGCAAGGUGAUAUUCCUCUACGACGAGCUGCAGAAGAAAUACCUGCUGGCCCAAUGCGAGAGGCUGAUGCGGGCGUGCCGU